ACAAGACACCUGCUCAGGGCCUGAGGGUAUGCGAUAGCCAUGUACAGGCAUGUCAGCCUGCUGUCCUUGUGGACUGCCGGCGCACAGGAGUUUCCGGAUCUCUCGUCAUGGUCCUACGAGUACCAGCGGUACUGGCAAAACAUCGUGGGAUCCACCUGUAGCCCGAUAACUUGGCAAUCGCCCAUCGACAUUCCAAAGUCCUUGGAGUUUAUCACAAAGGCAAACCUCACGCAGGUGGACGACGGGCAGCGGCUGGGGCCCUUCGCCUGGAGUACAAACAAGCCCAAUUUGAACGUCACCCUGCACCCAGGCCCGGUGACCUGGGAAGUGCGCCUGGCGAAACCUUCAGAUGUGGUGACCGAGCUGGAAGGCCAGCUUUACCACCUCGAGAAGAUCACCUUCAAGUCGCCCUCCGAGCACACCGUGCAAGGAGCUCACAAUGCCAUGGAGGCAGAGCUCUACCACACGGGCAAAGCGCCUCUGCAGGGCGGCUUCAAGCACUUGAUCGCCUCUGUCAGCUUCCGGCAAGAUGAGAACGAGUGGAACAUGUUCCUGAACAGCAUCUUCUCUGCCAUGCCGCAAGAGAAGGCUGCUUCGGCCACGAUCACCAACCCCUACCUCGACCUGCUGCCUCCGGACAAGUCCUUUGUGAGGUACAAGGGGAGUUCCACGGUUCCACCCUGCGAACCGGCCACUUGGAUCGUCUUCUUGGAGCCUCAGCUCGUGGGGCCCAACCAGCUCCUGCAGUUCCGCUCCAGCAUCAGCGGAUACGAGCCCUCGAGAUUGGAACCGGCCAACGACACGAAUCCGCCAGGGGUGUCGGAGUUGUGGGACAGUCGCUGGGGGCUGAACAACCGCAUGGUGCAAGACGCCGGCGGCCGGGAGCUCACCUUGGUGCAGAUGGCCAACGCCGACCACAGCCUUCCGAGGCCCAACCACCUCACAGGCGGCCAGACCCCCUGGAUCAGCAUGCUCUUGCUCCUGCUGCUCGCGUUGAUCGCCUGCUUGCUGCUGAUCUGCUGGAUUAGACAAGGCACACGGAAGAAGCGCAAGGAUGCCUUUGGAAGGCAAGUUGCUGGCGGCUGGUGCGACGAUGACUCCGAAUCGGAGGAGGAGGGAUUUCUGGAGCAGCAGCAGCUGCAGCAACAGCAGCUGCAGCAGCAGAUGGCCUUUGCGCAAGCACAAGCGCCGCCGCCCCCGGCCCUCGCGCCGCUGCCUGACGCGCUCUUGGUCCAGGGCCAGCGCGGCUUUGGCCAGCGUGACCAGAUCUACAUGGGCUGAGCAUGGCUCAUUUCGGAGCCUGCCUGAGCUGCAGCGAACGGGUGCAAAGUGUCCAGGGAGGCAUGGUAGCUAUUUGAGAGUCGUC
Messenger RNA from Effrenium voratum, 1366 nucleotides. The record is from the annotation of a GenBank genome assembly. Lineage: Eukaryota; Dinophyceae; Suessiales; Symbiodiniaceae.